AUGGCGCAGAAAUGUGUGCACAAAGGCUGCGGGAAGGUGUUCGACGAUCCAGACGAAGCAUGCGUCUACCAUCCAGGGUUCGUUUGGUCCCACCUUGAUGAACUUCGGCGCUCGAUUGUACUGACUGAAGUGUUGCUAUAGCCUACCCGUCUUCCACGAAGGCCAGAAAGGUGGGUCUGCCUCCCUCUUGUAGUCAUGCGGAUUGUAUAGCGAGUUGUACUGACCGGACCCAGGCUGGAAAUGCUGCAAGCCCCGGGUCCUCACCUUCGAUGAAUUUAUGAGCAUACCACCAUGCACCACCGGAAAGCACAGUACGGUCGAUGAUACGCCGGCUGAGGAACCAAAGCCGGGAUUCACUGAGGAGGAGGUAGAGGCCAGGAUCCAAGCACAGCAAGAGAAGAAGGACACAUUACCACCACCGGUUGCCAGAGCACCGAUUGCUGCAUCGUCUCCACGGCCGUCGCCAAGCCCAGCUCCCCCGGAGGAAGAGGAAGAUGAUCCCGAAUUACCAGUGCCAGACGGAGCGAGCUGUAAGCGAAAGAGCUGUGGGGCAACGUAUAAAUCUGGACAGAACAGAGACGAGGAGCAAUGCGUGCACCACCCUGGACAGGCGCUGUUCCACGAGGGCAGUAAGGGAUGGACCUGCUGUAAGAGGAGGGUGCUGGAGUUCGACGACUUCAUGAAAAUUCCGGGCUGCAGGACAACGACCAGACAUCUUUUCGUCGGCAAAAAGAAGGAUGCCGAUGCCAUAGAGCAGCUCAUGGAGGUGCGAAACGACUUCUACCAGACCGCUACGAGUGUCAUUGCGUCGCUGUACCUGAAGAAGAUUGAGAAAGAACAAUCAAAAGUGGAGUUCUCCGACGACGGCAAGAGCGUGAACUUGGAUCUACACACGAGCGACAGGAAGCGAUAUCAGACGGCGAUGGAGUUGUACGGUCCCAUCAAACCUGCAGAGAGCAAGUUCAAGAUCAUGGGAACCAAGCUUGAGCUCACGCUGGCCAAAGCUGACGGUCUCGGGUGGCCUGUCUUGAGAGCCGAUGAUCCUCACACAGGGGAGAUCAUCCAAGCCGGCAGAGCAGGGAGGGUUUGA
Molecule: messenger RNA, 1090 nt
Organism: Lecanosticta acicola
Lineage: Eukaryota; Fungi; Ascomycota; Dothideomycetes; Mycosphaerellales; Mycosphaerellaceae
Source: the annotation of a GenBank genome assembly